Messenger RNA from Tribolium madens (black flour beetle), 849 nucleotides. It is a transcript of the gene RpS3, whose product is annotated as 40S ribosomal protein S3-A. Gene Ontology annotation, biological process: translation; positive regulation of apoptotic signaling pathway. Gene Ontology annotation, cellular component: cytosolic small ribosomal subunit; nucleus. Lineage: Eukaryota; Metazoa; Arthropoda; Insecta; Coleoptera; Tenebrionidae. The coding region runs from base 82 to 807 and encodes 241 amino acids. The transcript is spliced from 4 exons. Gene Ontology annotation, molecular function: RNA binding; structural constituent of ribosome. The record is from RefSeq and is a predicted model, not a curated record.
AACGCCCUCUGUUACAUCCUUUUGUAAUUAAGACGACUUCCGCUCACCACACGUCAAAUCUUUUCCAUAAAGAACGUCAAAAUGGCGACUCCUAUUUCGAAAAAACGCAAGUUUGUUGGCGAUGGCGUUUUCAAAGCCGAGUUAAACGAGUUUUUGACUCGCGAGUUAUCAGAAGAUGGGUACUCCGGGGUUGAGGUCCGAGUUACCCCAACUCGUACGGAAAUCAUCAUUAUGGCCACACGUACUGAUCGAGUUUUGGGGGAGAAAAACCGUCGUAUUCGCGAAUUGACUUCUGUCGUACAGAAACGUUUCAACUUCCCUGAGAAUUCUGUGGUUUUGUAUGGUGAAAAAGUGGCCAACAGGGGUCUUUGUGCUAUUGCCCAAGCCGAGUCUCUUAGAUUCAAAUUGAUUGGAGGUUUGGCUGUGCGAAGGGCUUGCUAUGGUGUGUUGAGGUACAUCAUGGAAUGUGGCGCUAAAGGGUGUGAAGUUGUAGUUUCUGGAAAACUACGUGGCCAAAGAGCGAAAUCGAUGAAGUUUGUUGACGGUCUCAUGAUCCAUUCUGGUGACCCGUGCAAUGAUUAUGUGGAUACAGCCACCCGCCAUGUCUUGUUAAGACAAGGUGUGCUUGGAAUUAAGGUCAAGAUUAUGUUGCCGUGGGACCCCAGCGGUAAAACAGGCCCCAAAAAGCCACUACCUGACAAUGUAUCUGUUGUGGAACCAAAAGAGGAAAUUUUGCCUGCCUUCCCCAGCAGUGAAAUCAAAGCAGUCAAACCUGAUGCACCACCAGCUAUUCCAGUAAUGGCUUAAGUUUAUCAUAAGAUUAAUUUUCAAUAAAAUUUGGAAAGAUAA